Messenger RNA from Aspergillus calidoustus, 3025 nucleotides. NCBI's taxonomy places the organism in Eukaryota, Fungi, Ascomycota, Eurotiomycetes, Eurotiales, Aspergillaceae. The record is from the annotation of a GenBank genome assembly.
GGGGGAGAAAAAGAAGAUUGGCAAUGGCCGUCUCCGAUUGGCCCGACGCGGUCUCCGCUCUCCAGAAAAGCGCAUCUGCUCAAAUAUUGCAUCUUCCAACAGCGACAUAGGAAAGCACCUCAAUUCCUCGCGGAGCUGGCCCCUUCGCUUCGUCAUCCCGUGUCUAAUCCUGUCGUCUAUUCAUUCUCAAACACUUUCCCCUCAAACGAACAGUCUUUCAGGACUCACUCAACUAAUGCAUGGGUGAAUCAAUACCACAAUGUCUGCCAUCUCAUGCCUCAUCCCAAUCAGUCUCAGUGCUCACCACAACUGCGAUCACCACAUUCGCAGGGGUCGGACUCGAGAUUCCCGUCUAGCUCUGAGUCGAUGCAUACUUCGGCAUCCCUCCUGUCCAACGCUGCCGUCCGACGAACCCGGUUCCCCAGACACUCUCGGCCGGGCGCGACGUCAAUAGCAGAUAUCUUCGUCCAAUCUUUGGUGGCAGCCGGUUAUUGCCACAAACAUUCCCCCCGGGGCAGGGGUCUGAGUACGGUGUCGAUCAAAUCUACAAAAGGCAAUACAACGAAGAGCCCAGGGGUCAAGGGGUUGGGGGAAACUUCCAGACAGUUUUCGGCCCAAAGUGCACCGGGUUCUCUGAGUGCGCGAGUCCGAACCCUGGGAGCUCAUCGGCCAAGAACACAGCAAAUGUUUACGUCUAGCGUUGCACAGCGGUUGGAGAUUUCCGAUACUGAUGACUGCCAGACUGAACAGUUAUCAGCAAAUGAACCUUCACACAAAACUCUGGUUGACACCGUCAGCUCUAGCCUUACGCAUGGAAACACAGCCCCUCCGUUACCGCGCGAGAGAAUGCGAUCUGGAGCUAUGGUUCAGCGUGAGGAUCGGGAUAAUUUGCCCUUUUGCGACAGAGGACCUGCCAAGGUCAACUAUUCGCACCACGGGGUCGAGAAACACCCUAUCCACAAGAGCCACAUAGAGGAGAAAUACCCCAAUUACAAGAGUCCCAGAGAAGAGCUUUUUCAAUAUACGUCGAAAAUAUAUGAGGCAGCACUUGGCCCGUCCAUGGAUUGGAGGAAGGCCGUGGAUAGUCUUAUGCCGGUUGAAACUACAUCUUAUCGCCACGACGAGACAACAACAGCAGCGGCUAAGAUCGAAUCAGUGAGGAACCUCUUAGAAGCCAUGUGGGACAAGCGAAAAUCGAAUCACUACGUCUUCACGUUGUACCGGGAACUCCCAUCCCCAGGAGUUGCACACCUUUCGAAGCGUUCGCGGGGGGCACUUUUACGCAGAUUCGCAGAGCCACCUGACCGUCGAUGGGUUGAUGCUCGUCGUUACCUGGCCCUGAUUGAAGAUAUGCUGACCGCGCGCCUUCCGGUAUCCCGAUCACUUUGGACCAGCGCUAUUCACCUAGCAGGCCGCGCCACAGGCAAGGUCAAUAAGCAAGAUUUAGUACGAGCGAUCGGUAUCUGGCACCAGAUGGAACACAUAGGCCGCGUUGAGUCGGACGAGGUGGUGUUCGGCGUUUUAUUUGACAUAGCAACCAAAUCAGGCCAUUACACCGUCGCUGAUCGUAUACUAGAAGAGAUGGAGAACAGGAAGCUCCAAUUCGGUCGCGCUGGAAAAAUCAGCAAAAUAUUUUACUACGGAUUGCUACAAGAUCCUGUUGCCAUCGGCCGGACAUUUGACGAGUAUGUCGAGAGCGGAGAAAUCGUUGACAUCACGGUUAUAAACUGCCUCAUGGCAUCGUUUCUCAAUGCUGGUGAAAAAAGGACUGCGAAGCAACUAUAUCAACGUCUUUUGACAACUGCGAGCACUACGCACUUAGCGUCAAACACCGAUAAAGCUUCCUGGCACGUUUCAGGCCCUAGCCUCACACCCGAGCUCGUUUCCUAUCGAAGACGAAACAAGAAGCUCGGGCGCGUUCUGCAAAUGUCAGCAUCCCUGAAAGAUACCUUUCCGCGACAUCAUCGAGCUCUUCAACAAGCCCUCCUAGUGGCCCCCGAUACGCGGACAUUUCAUAUAUUUCUCAAACACCACGCGCACAGGUCGGGAACUCUCGAUGCGUUCAUGUCCAUCGUGAGCGAUAUGGAGAGGAUAUAUCGAGUGCCUCCACGCGGAAUGAUAUACUUGCUGCUUUUUGAUGGGUUUGCGCACAAUGGACGAAGUAAAAGAGGCUGGUCGGCAGAAAAAUUGCGAGCAGUGUGGACAGCAUACCUCCGAGCGCUCCAUGAGUCUAAAAGUAGACUCCAUCGUCGAUCCUUCGCCCUGCCUCCGUUUUUCAAAUGGGAGAACCCGUUGGGAGACAUUAACGUCGCCGCGACAUCCAAAUCACAUCGCCAUUCUAGCAUUACAACUGACAAUUUAUACACACAGUUGCCUUCAGUUGCUACCGGCUCGGCAAAUGGCAACUCGAUCGGCCAUGUUUCCAAUGAUGGUCAUCUUGACGACUUGCCGGAUCUCCAUCGUGAUUCUCCAAUACCUCACCUCACUGGUCAAAGGACACGCGAGCCGCCCGACGAGGAUGACCAGGAAUUUCUUGAACGCCGUAUUGAAAAUGGUGUGUUCCUGGGUCGCCGCAUGAUCAUCACGAUCCUUCGCGCAUUCGGUACUUGCUGCAGUGAAAAUGAUCUCAUGGAGGUCUGGCUUCGUAUAGAGCGCAUCUGGCAACCGGAAAAGCGAAAGGGACUCGAUGUCAUGGCCGUCAAGGAGGAACUGGACAAACAGUUGGAAAAAUUCCGGCCGCCGAAUUAAUUAUCUACUCUCGAUGUACAUUAUUGACUCAUAUAUAUACCCUCGAGCGAUGAUCUUGUGACAUUUGUUCGAGUGUACCCAGGGUGAUUCUUGAGUUGAAGUCAGUCUAUGACAAAGGUUUUGUAUUUUUAGCGAUCAUAAUAGACAACAGUUAUCUUAAAUAUUCCUGAAACUUAGCGAUGCUACCUACGUUCUUGACCUUUUAGGCACUGUAUUGAAUCAAUAUGGACCACGUGAUAUCGCGUACCUCCCAUCGCGUCACAUUAAAACCUUCAAA